Aspergillus pseudotamarii is the source of this 1126-nucleotide messenger RNA. RefSeq lists its product as uncharacterized. NCBI's taxonomy places the organism in Eukaryota, Fungi, Ascomycota, Eurotiomycetes, Eurotiales, Aspergillaceae. The record is from RefSeq and is a predicted model, not a curated record. The transcript has a single exon. Bases 108 to 395 code for a protein of 95 amino acids.
GUAGGUUUCUAUAUUUCUGAGAACUAAAUGCCUUCCCGUCGUCCAUCAAGGGAUCCCUGCGAGAUCUAUAUUGAUUUGUUUUGACAGGAUAACGGGUUGACUCAUACAUGCUCUGGUACGUUGUUCACUCUUUUCAUUUUUGGGCGUUUGUUGUUUUCUCGUCCGGUAUCCCAUUUUCUUCAAUAGUCCAUUCGAACUUUUUUGGUCAGUCGGUCAGGUUGGGAAUGGUGGGAUGGAGCCCCGAAAGCAGAUCAUCAGGACCAUCACCCUCACCUCCAAUGAUUGGCAAUCCGAGCUAUGGCCGAGUCGGACAAUUCGUUGCUUUCCCUUCGUCGCCUGCAGAUACUCUGGUGGGAACUCUUUGGUUUUUCCCCCUCGAUCGGGGCUGGGGGUGACCUUGAUUUGGAGAACAUGAUGACUAUUUGUUCUCCAGGAUCCAACCACCUGGACUAUCUACAGGAAGACGAAGACGAAGAAGACGAAAGGAGACCGCAAACAUUCCAUAGAUAGUGUUCAUUCCUUGUUUUCGUUUUAUGUCUUUUUAUUUUUUAUUUUUAUUUUAUUUUUUUUUCCAUUUUGCUUUUGCUUUCUUUGAAUUUUUAUAGAUUGUUUGUUGGCUUAGUAUUUUCUUUCCCCCCCGUUUUGAUCCUCUCUCUCUCCCUUGGUGAUCCAUUGAUGGUAUUCACCAGCCCCCUUGAACACGGAUGGUGGAUUUUAUUUCGUUUCUGAUUUUUUAUUUAUUUUCGUUCCCGACCUGAAUGAGCCCAAAAGGGAAUAAUGGAAAUCCCAAACCACUGGGACUGGAGUACUAAAGGGGGUUUUCCUAGGGUUCUCUAAACCUUUAUCGGACUGGGCAGCGGAUUGAUUGAGGAAAGUCCCACGAGAGUUAAUCCUUUCCAGGUUUAACCACUGCUGGCUUAAGGUUUUCGUGCCAAUUGUUGCGCACAUUUGGGAAGCCUCUUUUUGAUUUGAUUUAUUUAUUUAUUUUGUUCAAAACUGAUUAUUAUUAUUAUUUCUUUUCACUCACACCGCUUCGAAUGUUGACAACGUGAAAAAAAAAGGGAAAAGAAAAGGAAACCGUGAGGGACAGAGGGAUAUCAAAAAAUUAACAAGAAAAAGAAAAAAG